Messenger RNA from Alnus glutinosa, 867 nucleotides. RefSeq names its product transcription factor ORG2-like. NCBI's taxonomy places the organism in Eukaryota, Viridiplantae, Streptophyta, Magnoliopsida, Fagales, Betulaceae. The record is from RefSeq and is a predicted model, not a curated record. Gene Ontology annotation, molecular function: RNA polymerase II transcription regulatory region sequence-specific DNA binding; protein dimerization activity; DNA-binding transcription factor activity, RNA polymerase II-specific. Gene Ontology annotation, cellular component: RNA polymerase II transcription regulator complex. The transcript has 3 exons. Gene Ontology annotation, biological process: regulation of transcription by RNA polymerase II. Bases 33 to 794 code for a protein of 253 amino acids.
CCAUUGCUGAUUCAUGUACGUGUUUAAUUAAUAUGAUCCAAACAAUGUUACCGCUAUUCGCACCUUUGUUUGGAUGGACGACGUCGUUGGAGGAUGAUAGUAUAAGGCCUGAGCAGCAGAGCUACGUUUACAGAGACACUACUGAAAUUUCAGAGUCAUAUCUUCGUGUCCCUCCAUCUUAUCAUUUGCCGCAAGAUGAUGAUGAUCACCACCAUCGGCUUGCAAAGUCGGUGAUGAGUUUUAGCGGCGACCCCACGACGGUUAAGAAGCUUAAUCACAACGCUAGCGAGCGUGAUCGUCGCAAGAAGAUGAAUUCUUUAUACUCCUCUCUCCGCUCACUACUUCCCGCGACAGAUCACACGAAAAAACUAAGUGUUCCGGCAACAGUUAACCGUGUGUUAAAGUACAUUCCACAACUACAAGAGCAAGUGGAGGGACUGCUGCAAAAGAAGGAAGAACUUUUAUCAAGCUUUUCUAGGGAAGGAGGUCUAAAUCGUCAAGAGACGAAGAGUAAAACUGUAGCAGGAAAGUCUAGCUCUGCUGUUUCUGCAAUUUGGCUUAAUGAUAGAGAAGUUUCCCUUCAGAUGACCCCCUAUAAGUCCCACAACUUUUCUCUAUCUGAGAUCUUGCUAUACUUGGAGGAAAAUGGGCUUCUUCUAUUAAAUGCUUCUUCUUUUGAGUCUUUUGGAGGAAGGGUGUUCUACAAUUUACAUUUUCAGGUGGAAGGAACCAAUAGAUUGGAUUGUGAGUUUUUGAGUGAGAAGGUCAUGUACUUGAUUAAUAAGAGGCAAUAAUAUUAUUUCUGUUGUUACCGUGCACAAUAAUGAUGAAUAUAUGAAAUCGAAAAGAUCGAGAGUAAGAGAAAAU